Messenger RNA from Castor canadensis (American beaver), 675 nucleotides. The record is from RefSeq and is a predicted model, not a curated record. NCBI's taxonomy places the organism in Eukaryota, Metazoa, Chordata, Mammalia, Rodentia, Castoridae.
AUGAAACUACUUACUCUCCUUUUCCUCUGUUCCAGGCUGCUGCCCAGUUUAACCCACGAAGCGGUCUCCGAGGAACUUGACUGCAAUGAUGAGGAUGUGUUUAAGGCUGUGGAUGCUGCUCUGAAGAAGUUUAACCAAAAGCAAAAACAAAGCAGCCACCAGUUUGUAUUGUAUCGCAUAACUGAGGCCUCCAAGACGGCUGGUACUGAAACAUUUUAUUCCUUCAAGUAUGAAAUCAAGGAGGGCAACUGUACUGCUGAAAGUGGCAAAACCUGGCAGGACUGUGACUACAGAGAUGCCCAGGAAGCCGCCACAGGAGAAUGCACAGCAACUGUGGGGAAGAGGGGGAGUUCAAAAUUCUCUGUAGCUACCCAAACCUGCCAGAUUACUCCAGCUGCUGGCCCAGUGGUGAUGGACCAGUACAACUGUCUUGGCUGUGUGCACCCCAUAUCAACUGACAGCCGUGAUCUGGAGCCUGUUUUGAAACACGCCGUUCAACAUUUUAACAACAACACCAAUCAUUCCUACCUUUUUGCUCUUGGAGAAGUGAAAAGAGCCCGAAGACAGGUGGUGAGUGGAUUCAACUUUGAAAUUACCUUCACAAUUGUGCAAACCAAUUGUUCCAAGGAGAAGUUCCCAUUCUUAACUCCAGACUGCAAGUCCCUUUUGGAUGGA